GACAAAUUGUGGAAAAGGUAGGGUUUAAGAGACUUGGAAGAAUGGCGAUAAUGAUGUCAGAUCUUUUACGGGAUUUGGUAGAGGAAGUGCUCAUUAGGGUUCCGUUGACAUCUCUGAGAGCAGUGAGAUUGACUUGCAAAAAAUGGAACGAUGUAUGCAAAGAUGGGAGCUUUAUAAAGAAGCAUAUCGUCGAAGCAAAGAAGAAGCAAGUGAUGAAUGAGUUUGAGAUUAUCAUGAUGACGGAUUUAAAGGUUUAUCUGAUGACCGUCGAUCUUCACAGCAAUGUAGAUCCAUCAAUGACGCUUAAAGGUACGCUUUUUAGCCUGAAGGAUGAUGCAAAUCAUCAUCAUCAUCAGGUCGAUGAUAUAGUCAGAGUCUUUUACUGCGAUGGUUUACUAUUAUGCAUCACCAGAGACCUCAACUCUAGGCUUGUGGUUUGGAAUCCUUACUUUGGGGAAACAAGGUGGAUCCAACCCAGAGAUCGUUACCACAUUUUCGAAAAUUACGCUCUUGGGUAUGACGAGAAGAAGAAGUACAAAAUCUUUAGAUUUGUGGAUGAUUCGUACGCCUAUAGGGAAGAGGAACGAAUAUGUGAGUUAGAACUCUAUAGUUUUGAGUCUGAUUCAUGGAAGGUUGUUCUUCUUACUGUCCCUCCUGAGUGGGAGAUAGAUUAUCAUCACCGUGGCGUUUCUCUUAAGGGUAAUACUUACUGGUAUGCUACUAAUAAGAACGAUAAGAACGAUGAUGUUGUUUUCUUGAUCUGUUUUGACUUUACAACAGAGAGAUUUGGAGCGCCCCUGCCUCUGCCUUUUAACCCUUGUCCUACUUGGGAUGAUAUCGUUUCUCUCUCUAGUGCUGGGGAAGAUCAGUUAGCGGUCUUGUUUCAGAACGUUCAUACACUGAGGAUGGAGAUUUGGGUUACGAGUAAGGUUGAGCCUACAGAGAUCUCGUGGAACAAGUUGUUCUUAGCGGUUGAUAUGAGACAACUCAUUGGUUUCGCAUUUCUGUCAGGGACUUUCUUCAUUGACAAGAAGAAGAAUUUUGCAGUGGUUUUUGAUAGAGAUGUUGGUGCGUCUUACACUCGCGGCAUUGCUUACAUCAUUGGGAAUAAUGGAUACUUCGAAAAAGUGGAUUUUGGCGAAGCAGCAAACCAGGAUUGUUACCCACUUGUCUCUUCUUAUGUUCCAAGCACAGAGCAAAUUACGCAGCUAACCUGA
Molecule: messenger RNA, 1217 nt
Organism: Camelina sativa (false flax)
Lineage: Eukaryota; Viridiplantae; Streptophyta; Magnoliopsida; Brassicales; Brassicaceae
Source: RefSeq, a predicted model, not a curated record